This is a messenger RNA of Aspergillus aculeatus ATCC 16872, 1437 nucleotides long. Its product is annotated as alpha/beta fold hydrolase. The record is from RefSeq and is a predicted model, not a curated record. Gene Ontology annotation, molecular function: hydrolase activity. Lineage: Eukaryota; Fungi; Ascomycota; Eurotiomycetes; Eurotiales; Aspergillaceae. Bases 1 to 1437 code for a protein of 478 amino acids. The transcript has 3 exons.
AUGGCAUCGAUACUCGGAUUCGUGGGAUCAAGUGUGAUCUUCCUUUACGGGCUUUUCAGUCUUGGGCUCUAUGGAUUCCGUGCUGUAAGCAAAGGCUAUUUUUUCAGGAAAACCACGGAGAAGGAGACCCUCGAACUGCAAAUUGCUCGCAAUCGACUCUGGGACCUUUCACAGAGCUUCUCAGGCCUCCGUCACCAUAUCUAUACUCUGCCGAGCGGGUUCAAAUUCCACUAUGUCUGCAAUGACGGGCCCGGACAGCAGACCGCCACCGACCCACAGAAGCCGCUGGUUGUGUUCAUCCACGGGUUCCCCGAUAGCUGGGCCAUCUGGCGCCAUCUUCUCGCCUCACCUGCUCUUCAACAUGCGGCCACUCUAGUAGCGGUCGACUUGCCCGGCUAUGGUGGGAGCGAUCGGCUUGAUCGAUACUCAGCAACGAAAGUGCUCGAGAACCUGACCGAGUUCGUGAUUGCGAUUCGGGCCAAGUACGGGGCUGACACGGAGACCGCGGUGCGGCAGCGUAAAGUUAUUAUUGUCGGACAUGACUGGGGUUGUGUGCUUUCGACCCGACUGGCAUCUGAAGCUCCUCAACUGGCGGAUCGGUUUAUUCUGACGAAUGGACCAAUUCCUGGUCUCACCCGGGCGAACAUUGCCCGCCGACUUUCUUCCUCCCUUAAGAUGCUCAAGACAGCACUGCGCGACCCGAUACACUCUCGCGCGACACUUUGGAAAGUGGCCCAGACUCUGCAGCCUGUUGGUCGACAGUUGCUUCGCUCCGGAUACAUCUUUGCUAUGAAACUGCCCUUGUCCCUGGUUCGGUAUCUGGGCCGAGGCGGCAACUACUCGUUCCUAAAGCUUAUACACCGCGCAUCGUACGGUCAACAGGAGUUCUCCCCUCGGGAUGCCGCAGAGUGCAUGGCCAGCACUGUAGGCCCGUCCGUGGCGGAAUGCCAGACCCAAACCGCGGAGGGCGACACGUAUCCUGCGUUCAUGAAAGAAGACCGCGGGCAAUUGACCUUUCAGCAUAUGACCGCCUACUACCGGGAUAACACAGCGUUCGCGCGCUGGAACAAGUCAAUUGAGACGAUCGCGCACCUUCACGGCAUCGAAGACGCGAAGGCGGCCCACCGCACCAGCAGCGGUGCUGGUCUGUUUGCCGAUGGACCCAAGGGGUCCCUGAAAGCUAGUGCAACCGUCAUUUGGGGAAAGGCCGACAUGGCCUUGGAGCCUGCCUUGUGCCUGGAUGGGAUUGCAGACUACCUCGUGCGAGACAGCCAAGUUAUCGUGGUGCCGGGUCUGGGCCACUUCACCCCAUUGGAGCGUCAAGGCCAGCUUGCCUUGGAGAAGGCGAUUGAAUGGACUGUGAAGGGUGAGAAGGAGGAUAUUGGAGUUGUUUUGCAGAAGUGUUCUCCCAAGGCGGUGGUGACUGCCCGCAAAUAG